This is a messenger RNA of Adineta steineri, 2802 nucleotides long. The record is from the annotation of a GenBank genome assembly. NCBI's taxonomy places the organism in Eukaryota, Metazoa, Rotifera, Eurotatoria, Adinetida, Adinetidae.
AUGUUAAUUAAAUUGACAUUCUUAACCAUUUUCUUAUAUCAAAUAUUUUCUGUUACGACUUCUUCAUAUUUACCAUGUACUUUAAUUUGUCUUAAUCAAACUCAUACAUUACCAAAACCACCAGUUUUUUAUAUCAAUGAUACAAUCAAUGAUGCGUUAAUAAUAUUUUCCAUAAAUUGUAAUACGACAGAUAAUUUGACGUAUGCGAAUGUAUCAAUUUCAUAUGACAAUCAAAAUUCAAUUGAAAUAAAAAAUACUUUACCAUUAAAACUUCUUCCAUUUAAUAAUGAUGUACAAAAUUUAACAUUUAAUUUAACUAUUCAUGGAAAAUUACUUGGAUAUAGUCGAUUAUCUUUACAUGCUGAAUACUUCAAUCAAACAAAUUAUAAAUUUAAUUAUACAAAUAAUCUUGACGUCGAUUUCGCUGUUAAAAGAAAAGGUACAAUACUUGAUAUAAUAUUUACGGUUAUUGUUAUUAUACUUGUUUGUAUUGGAACAUUUUUAAUUGGAUGUCGACUUGAUACACAAAAUCUUUAUGCGAAUAUACGAAGACCUGUUCCUAUACUUAUCGGUCUUUCUAGUCAAUUCUUAUGUUUACCUUUAUUAGCAUUUGGUUUAGCUAAACUUGCUAAACUUGAUUCAUCAACUGCUAUUGGUUUAAUAUCAACAGGUUCAGCACCGGGUGGUGGUGCAUCAAAUAUGUACACAGCUAUGUAUGGUGGUGAUGUUGAUUUAUCGGCUUCAAUGACAUUUAGUAGUACAAUUCUUGCAUUUGGUACAUUCCCAUUAUGGAUUCUUUUAUUGGGCCGGGAAUUUAUUGAUACACAUAAUGUACAUUUCCCAUGGGAAAAUAUGUUUGCUACAUUGAUUUGUUUGAUAGUACCAGCAGGUAUUGGUUUAGUACUUCGUGCGCAAAAACCAAGAAUUGCUGAUCGUUUUACACGAUAUCUUCGAUUUCUUACUUUAUUCUUUAUUGUAUAUAUCUUAACAUUUGGAAUUUAUACCAAUCUUUAUAUAUUCAAAUUGAUUAAUUAUCGAACACUCAUUGUCAGUGUUAUUUUACCUUAUACAGGUUUUCUUAUUGGAUUUCUUAUGUCAACUAUAACAAGACAAAGUCGAGAACGAUUAAUUGCUAUAUUUAUUGAGAGUGGUUUACAAAAUACUGGUGUGGCUAUUUUCUUUCUUCGAUUAUCACUUCCUCAACCUGAUAGUGAUUUAGCUAUUGUUGUACCAAUUUUUGUUGCUAUUGCUAUACCAUUACCUCUUCUGAUUAUCUAUGGUUUUAUGUCUAUUCAUCGAUAUUAUAAAAAACGACAUAAUUUAGUGACAAGUAUCAAUGACGAAGAACGUGAUAGAGCAGAUUAUGAACCAUUACCAACUAAUACCAUUCGUCGUGUUCAUGAACGAGAUAUAUUUAAUAUUACAGGUGAAUUACACUUUUGUCCAUCAUCAAUUGUUGUACGAAAUGUUUCAAUAACAAAUCCAUUACUUAAACGUUUAAGUAUCUUGAAUGUAACUUAUCUAAUUGAACCAAAUCGUAUAAAUAUAAGUGGACUUGCUCGUUUAAUUGGUUUUGCACCAUUAACUGUUCAAUUAUAUUUUCAAGAUACAAAUGAAUACAGAUCAACUGAACGUUCAAAAAGAAAUGCAACUAUCGAAGAAAUUACUUGUGCACGUUCAUCAUCUGAUCGAAUGGAAAUUCUUCAAAAAUGUCCAAAACUUAAAUAUGAAGAUGAUCAUUAUAUUUUAAGUCAUACAAUAAAUAUAGCAGUAAAACGACAUCAAUCAGUAAUCGAUGCUUUAUUUACUGCUGUUGUCAUCGUUCUUGUUACAGCGGGAACAUUAUGUAUUGGUUGUGGAUUAGAAAUGGAACAAUUACUUACUAAUUUUAAACGACCUUUACCAUUAAUUAUUGGUCUUACGUGUCAAAUUGUUUAUGUGCCAUUAUUAUCAAUUGCUAUAUCGAAAACUGUUCGAUUAGAUAACUCAACAACUUUAGGUUUAUUUUCAACCGCAUGUUCACCUGGUGGUGGUUCAUCAAACAUCUAUACAGCAUUACUUGCCGGUGAUAUUGAUCUUUCUGUAACUAUGACGUUUAUAUCUACAGCUUUAGCAUUUGGUACAUUUCCUUUAUGGAUGGGACUUCUUGGAAAACAUUAUGUUGAUUUUUCGCAAGCAAAAUUUCCAUGGUGGAGUAUGUUUCUAUCAUUAAUAACAUUAUUUCUACCGGUAUCAACUGGAUUUUUACUUCGUCGAUAUCGACCAGUAGUUGCUCAUCGUAUCGGUCGAUUUCUCAAUCCGAUUGCAGUUGGUUAUCUUGUCUUUAUUCUUACAUUUGGAGUUUACAUUAAUAUGUAUAUUUUUUAUAUAAUUGAUUUCAAAGCAAUAAUGGCUUGUUGUUUUUUGCCAUGGUUUGGUUUUAUUGGUGGCGCAAUUAUAUCACUUAUUGGUGUACGUGAUAGAAAGAAAACCAUUGCUAUUUGUAUUGAAACAGGCAUACAAAAUACAGCUGUAGCAAUAUUUUUUCUUCGUUUAACAUUUCCUCAACCAGAUUCGGAUGUUGCAUUAGCUAAUCCUAUUCUUGUUUCAAUGGCAACUCCAAUACCAUUUCUUGUAUUAGUAUUAACAAGAUCAAUUAUGAAAAGAUUUACUUGUUGUCAAAAAUUUUUACCAAAGAAACAAAAACAAAAAAUAAUGGAAAACGGAACUAAGGAGGAAAGUCCAGAAAAAACUCUUAUCAAAGAAUUAUUAGAAGAAACAAAAACUGAAGAAAAACAAGAACAAUCUGGUCAGAUAGCAUAG